Molecule: messenger RNA, 1440 nt
Organism: Vanderwaltozyma polyspora DSM 70294
Lineage: Eukaryota; Fungi; Ascomycota; Saccharomycetes; Saccharomycetales; Saccharomycetaceae
Gene: SIP5
Product: Sip5p
Exons: 1
Coding region: 1-1440 (479 amino acids)
Cellular component (GO): cytoplasm
Source: RefSeq, a predicted model, not a curated record
AUGGGUAAUGUUCCUACAAAGUUAGAGGAACCUCAGAAUCCUUCUUCUCGUUUGAAAAGUAGUUCUUUUAGUAACUCCGUAAGUGGAAAUUCAGAUAUUACAGAUUCUCCAGGCUCUGGUAACGGAAGGUCAUCUUCCCAGACUAAACUGAAUAAUGCUAGAUCGAAAAAGAAGAAUGCGUCAUUAAGCAAUGGGCUAUUAAAAUCAACGACUAUAAGUUCAAGGAAAAAGGACCAACUGGACAGAGAACAGUUUAAAGAAGACCAUGCAGCUGAGUUGCUUGUAAAAUACUACGAAAGUGUGGAUGGUGGGUUUUUAGCACCCUUUGGUUGUUACUCGCUGGAAAAAUUGAAUUAUAAUCCAAAAAUCGUCAAGAAAUUAAUUAUAGAGAGAAAACUAGCUCCUUUUUAUACUCCUUUACAAGAUUUUAAUGAUAACUGGACGGAUGAGGAAUUGAUUAAAAUUAUAGAUGGCUUGCCUUUACAUGCUUCGUUUAACGAGUCGUUAGAAGAAUUCGAAGAUAUCCCAACUGGUGAUUUGAAAUCAAAAGAUUUCGAUUAUCUAAUUGAUUCAAGCAGCCUAAGUAAAAGAGAACAGAAAAAACUACAUUCAAAGAUUUUUAAAGCAAGACUUCAUAAGAAAAGAAUCGCUUGGCAGGAAAUGGAAAAUACAUAUUUCCUAGAGAAAAAGCUCUCAAACAAAAAUAUUCUAUCAAAAUCAAAGGACUCUUCUGAAGAUAUGAAUAAUCACAUUAGUAACAGCAGCAACGAUAUUUUAAAUAAUAUCGAUAUAAGUUUACCAAAUGAUGAUCUAAAGUUAUCUCUUUAUCAAUCUGGUAUUGAAUGUCCUAUUUGUUUCCUGUAUUAUCCAAAAAAUUUAAAUUAUUCAAAAUGUUGUCAACAACCAAUCUGCACAGAAUGUUUCGUACAGAUUAAAAGAGCACUACCGCAUUUCCCUCAUGAUGAUAAUGAACAUAAUAAUGAAGAUGAUUCCGAAAAAGACCCACACUUGUUAAUAUCAGAGCCAGCUAAUUGUCCUUACUGCGCUACUCCAAACUUCACAAUUAGUUAUUCCCCAAUAGCUUCGCGAAAGACGGGUAUAAAUGGCGUCAAACAAUUUUAUUAUAAACCUCCUAAAGCAAAUGAUGAUGCCAAUUUAUCUAAUAAUACUGCAAAGCCAGUGUAUCUGACGUCAGACACUAUUCGCCCGGAUUGGGAAGAUAAAUUGAACAAGGAAAGGUCACGUUUACAAAGAAGAGCCGCUAACGCUACAGCUAUCCAUGUCAGCAACCAAUUGAUAUCCCCUGGCCGUUCAGAGAACAACGAAAUUCCUUCGAAUCUUAAGGAAUUAGAGAAUCAGAUGAUAGAGCAGGCUAUAAAAUUGAGUUUACAAGACCGUAAGCAAAAUGAAAGUGGGUCAAGGAAGAAAUCUAGUAAAUAA